AUGCUGCUCGUUCCCCACAGUUCCAAUAAUGUUGAUAAUAAUCCAUCAGAUCAGUUUGCUGUCCCGGAUGACGUCAUUAACUCAGACAAGUUGAUCCGCCAUAGGGCUUCGCGAGGCAUCCUUCCUGUCAUCAGAAAGCAAGGCAUCCCGGAUACUGCUGACAGCAAGUACAACGGCGACGGCGAUGACAUAUAUCAAGUUGGGAAUGUCAUUCUAGAGGCUUUCCGUGAGUAUUCGUUGCUGCACCUGCCUUCUUCUCCAGCAAAACAAGGUGAUGAAGCCACCAAGACUGCUGCGCACUUCUUAGCAUAUCAUGGCCUCAUAGCAGAGCACCUCAAAUUGGAUGCACUCUGCGAGGAUAGUAAGCAACUCGACCUGUUGGAGUGCACACAGUGGAUCUCACAUGUGGGUGACCAAGGAUGGUGUUUAAGCAGAGAGUGGCUGAGACGACAGGGAUCCAGCGGCCCAACCGCACUAAUUAUAGAGCAUUGCUCACAGCACUCAAAGCUGUUCAUGAAGCUUGAAUCCGAUCAUUUCUUUGCCAAGGUCCCGUGUCUUCGUCUUCUUGAUCUCUCCUACACUCCAAUAAAAUCACUUCCUGCUACCUCCAAGAACUCCAGUACCUUUCCCUUGUUGGAUCCAAACGAUGCUAGAACGCCGUGGAACGUCGUGCUUGCCGGCGACGUGGUGACUGCGAUCACCACUUAA
Miscanthus lutarioriparius is the source of this 708-nucleotide messenger RNA. The record is from the annotation of a GenBank genome assembly. NCBI's taxonomy places the organism in Eukaryota, Viridiplantae, Streptophyta, Magnoliopsida, Poales, Poaceae.